Molecule: messenger RNA, 2711 nt
Organism: Caenorhabditis angaria
Lineage: Eukaryota; Metazoa; Nematoda; Chromadorea; Rhabditida; Rhabditidae
Source: the annotation of a GenBank genome assembly
UUGGUGGGUGGGUCUGAUCAACAAAACAAAACAUAAGAAACAUUUCUGUGCAUCUUUAAAAAUCAAAAGAUAUCUAUGCAAAUAAAAAGUGUUCAAUGGUCUUGCAAUUUAUGUUUGUCAGUAGUCUAGUUUAGCUUUAAUACAUCACAUCAAUGUGACUCAUUUUAUAUCUAUCAGAAGCUCUACAUUUUUCAAUGAAACUCUGAAUAAUGAAUGCUAAUCCAAAUCAAAGAUUUGGAAAACUAAUAUUUUUCUGUGUUUUUUCGCUUGUUUUUUUUUGAAUUGUUGGUUAUUUUUCGUAUGAGUAAAACUAUAUUUUAUCAGUUUCAGAAAAUUUUUUUUUUGUAAUUGGAACUGUUAAUUUGAAAUUUCCAUCUUAUGAUGUGUUAAGCCCUUGAAAAAAUAAUGAAGCCCUAAAAGUACCGAAGUUUUACGAGCUUGAACAACUCCUAAAAUUUUUUAAUGCUUUAUCUCUAAAUCUACGAAUUCUGAAAACAAUUUUACGUCACCGAAAACAGUUUUUUUCCUAUACAUACAGUAUUUUUCCGCAUUCCGCGACUUCUUCUCCUUCACUCCGCCCAAUUUUUCUCAAUAAAUCCCGCCCAUUUUUGUUUAUCCCGAUUUCAAAGAACACCCAAUUCGUAUGAGUAAACUCAACAGAGAACGAUCGAAAUUUGGUUGUGAGGCUCGCUUGUACAUUGGUUGAUCUUUCUUGUGUGAACAUUGAUGUAUCUGCUGCCUUUUUGUAUAUAAACACAGUGUAUGCACUUAGUCCAUCUUUUUUUCUUCCAAAAAAUACUACGGUUUUUACUUCCUUAACUAAUUACAACUCAAUCAAAUAAGCUAUUUUAGAUGGCUCCACUUUGCUCGGUUUGUGAAUCUCCGACUGCGUAUACACUGCAUUUUGGCGGGCGAUGUUGUAAAGCUUGCGCCGCAUUUUUUCGCAGAACAAUUGCACUUGGCUUAAAAUACGAGUGUUCUUCCACUGAACCUUGUGAGAUCAAUUUUGGAAUGCGAUUGGUUUGUCGAGAAUGUCGAUUGAGGAAAUGUUUUGCGGCGAAUAUGAAACCGGAUUGUGAGUUUUUGUGGGCAGAUUGAACCAAGAAUUAUCCAGAAAAGAGAUUGGAAACACUUUUAUUGAAAUUUCCGAAGUUUUAAAAUUUCGGUGUCUGUGUUUUACUGAAAAUUGAGAACUUCCGGUAAUUUUGAAAUCCUAUGUGAACCAAAACAUUCAUACGUCAUAAAAAGUCUUAAUAACUCAAACAUCCGGGUAUUUCUAGUUCAGCCUAACAAUCUCUCAAAUUCCAGUGGUUCGCUCGAAAAAAGAGAACUUCAUUUGCACCCGACGAAAAGAUUCUCGACAAUCGCCAAUGAGAAAUUCAAUGACACCAGAAGUAGAAAAAGAAGAUGAAUGGAUGUGUAAUCUGAUGGAAGAAAAGCCUGUUAGCUCGGGAUCUUCGUCAUUUGAUAAUGGUUAUUGCUCACCGCAGCCGUGCUCAUCUUCAAACUCAAAUUUCAUCAAUCAACCUGUUAGUUUAGUUGAACUACCUCCAAUUUUAAAUUAUUAUAAAUCGAUGGAAUGUGCUCUGAGUUCUCGGCGUAGAAUUAUGUAUACAAAUACGGCUAUGGAUUAUAUUCUAGACAGUCAUUCUAAUUUAGAAUGUGUAAGUUGAGAUAUUUUAUUUCGGAUGCUGAAACAUCUCAUAUUUUCAGCCAUACUCCCUUUCCGACCUUCGUCCUCAUGAUUACCGUACUUUUCGUGGAAUGUUGAGGCAUGAUUUCGUAAUACUGUUCGAUUAUGCAACAAGGUUUCCAGAAUUCAACACAUUUACCAGCAAUGAGAAGGUAAUACGGUAGUUCAAAUACAUACAUAAAACAAGUUUUUAUAUUACAGAACAUGUUCUACCGUUUGGUGUUGGCUGUUGAUUUCAUUCUAUCGUCGGCACAUUAUUCGAUAGCGUGAGGGUUUUGGGAUUUUUGAAAAAAUAACAAAAAGUGCUUGCAUUUUGGGCUGUCAAUAUUUUCAAACUAUCAAAAAAUAUAUCAAAAUCAGUUCAGUCUCGCCCUUUCCCAAUCAAAACAACCAAUUCUAAUUCCAAUCCCAACUAAAAUAUUAAAAUUUCAGACUAGGCCAAGCUCAUCGUCAAAUGAUUCUACCAAAUGGCGAAUAUCUCUGUAUGGACCCUCUUCCAAUUUCCGGCCAAGAACCAAAUGCUCGAGAAUAUUUCACAAAUGAUGAAGAUUUUUCGAAAUACCGUGCACUUAUGCCGUUGAAUUUAGCGAUUUGGGAAGAAACAAUUCUACCAUUUUCCAGAUUGAAUAUCUCUUUUGAAGAAUUUGUGCUGGUCAAAGCAUUGACAGUUUGGCACGUUAGUGAGUAAGAGGGGCUAUGAGUUAACAGGGAAAUAAACAUGUUCUUUGAAAUAUUUUCAAGAGCCACGUUUUAUCAAAAAUAAUUUCCAGCCUAUUACAAAAUGACUGAAGAAGGCCGACUCAAAUCCCAGCGACAAAGAAACCAAAUAAUCAAUUGUCUUUCUGUUCUUUGCGACCAAAAUGGUGGCGGAGAAAGAAGAGUUGGUGAAAUUCUAAUGAGUAUGAAUUAUAUAAUGGAAAGUGUGCAAAAAUUGACAACCAAUUAUGUGAUGCUCACAUUUUUCGAUGUGCUAAAUUGUGAUUCGAUGCUUCACGAGAUGCUCAACUUCAAGUAUUGA